Entamoeba dispar SAW760 is the source of this 642-nucleotide messenger RNA. RefSeq names its product lysozyme, putative. Lineage: Eukaryota; Evosea; Mastigamoebida; Endamoebidae. The record is from RefSeq and is a predicted model, not a curated record. Bases 1 to 642 code for a protein of 213 amino acids. The transcript has a single exon. Gene Ontology annotation, biological process: peptidoglycan catabolic process; cell wall macromolecule catabolic process; signal transduction. Gene Ontology annotation, molecular function: lysozyme activity.
AUGUUAUUUAUCUUUGCAGCAAUUAUACUUACUGCACAUGCAGCUUCUUAUGGUGUUGAUAUUGCUGAAUCUAUUUCAACAUCAUCAAUUCAAUGUUUAAGAAAUCUUGGAUUUAAUUCCUUCUUCAUCUUUAGAGCUUGGAGAAGUCUUGGAUCAUUUGAUCCAAAUGCUAAAUCAAUUAAUGAAAAUGCUCUUGCUGCUGGAUUUAGUGCAAAGAAUAUUGAUGCUUAUUUCUAUCCAUGUUAUUCAUGUGGAGAUCCUGCAGGACAAGUAAAAUCAUUCUGGAAUCAAGUUACUUCUAAAAAACUUAAAUUCGAAAGAUUAUGGUUUGAUAUUGAAGGUAAAUGGUCUUCUUCUAAAUCAAGUAAUAGAAAAUUCUUUGAAAGUCUUACUAAUGAAGCUGCUGCUAUUGGUAUUAAAUCUGGAAUUUAUGCUUCCUAUUAUAAUUGGGAAGAUAUUGUUGGUUUAGACUAUAAAUUCAGUAGAGCUGGAAGUUGGCCAAUUUGGUAUCCACAUUAUGAUGGUAAGAAAACAUUCUCAGACUUUAAAUCAUUUGGUGGAUGGACUUCUCCUUAUAUGAAACAAUACAAUGGUGAUAUGACUGCUUGUUCUCAUGAUGUUGAUUACAAUUACAGACCAUAA